Zophobas morio is the source of this 804-nucleotide messenger RNA. RefSeq lists its product as uncharacterized. The coding region runs from base 92 to 727 and encodes 211 amino acids. Gene Ontology annotation, cellular component: filopodium tip; dendrite; lamellipodium. Lineage: Eukaryota; Metazoa; Arthropoda; Insecta; Coleoptera; Tenebrionidae. The record is from RefSeq and is a predicted model, not a curated record. Gene Ontology annotation, biological process: regulation of filopodium assembly; regulation of actin filament polymerization; dendrite morphogenesis. Gene Ontology annotation, molecular function: actin filament binding; actin monomer binding. The transcript is spliced from 2 exons.
UGUCAAAAUUCUAACCUAAUUCAAGUCAAAGCGUUAGCCGCUACAAAAAAUAGAAAUAUUUUUUAAUGAAUUUGGACAGAAGUGUGUAAAAAUGGAAGUAGAAAAAGAAGAAAGCGAAGAGAUACCAUCGACAAGUUCAAACCCUGAAGAGGAUCCAGGUCCGUCUCAGGCUAGAGUUGAAACCGAAAGCGAUGACGAGGAUAUAGAAAUUCCUUCAAUACUUGAUAGCAUCACACAACAACAAAUUGAUGAAUUUAGGCCUUUUCAUGAACGUUACUUUGAAAAAAAGUACUGCACGAGAUUCACCACAGAUACUGUUAAUUUAGACACGUGUGUCAGAAUACACACUAACAAAAUUAGUCUCAUAUAUCUUUCAGAGAAGCAUUCAGUCAUACAAAAUCAACAAAGGUUGCAGUCCAUCGAUUUCCAAGUGAGUAAGAAAGUGAAUCGUUUGAAGAACGCAAUGUUUGGUAAAGGUAAAAGGGGGGCCCAACUGUUACAACCUGAUUCUAUUCUUUGCCACAUGGAGACUGUAGAUGGGGCACGCUACCCUGUUCACGCCUGUGUUUAUGGUAAAUUGUUAGAGAUAAACAGCAGAGUGAUUAAAGAACCAAAUUUUUUGUUGGAUGAUUUAAAUGAAGGUUUUUUGGCUAUAAUUUUGCCAGACUUGCGAAGGCAUGAGGAAAAUGUUAAAUCGUUAAAAAGCGUAGAAGAAUACAAUACUUAAGUUUAAUCAUUUUGAUAAGACAAUUUGUAUUUUUGUAACAUAAUAACUUAUUUUUAAAUAAAAGUAAUUGACUUGUU